CAUCUUUUCUUGUGUCUCUUUCUUUUCUUUCUUUUCAUUUUUUAUUUGUCUCUCUUUCUCUCUUUCUCUCCAUUUUUGUUGAGAAAAAUUGUCUCUCUCACUCUUCUCACUCUGAUAAUGUGUUCGCUCUUGAUUUUCUCCCUCUCCUUGUCUCCCUUCAAUCCAUAUUCAUCACCUUCGUCACCAUCAUCUUCAUCUUUGGCUCCGUCAUAAUCCAUCAAUAUCUUUAAUCCAACCAUAAUUUACAUAUUCUUUCAAACGGAAAUUAAUCAUCUCUUCAUCUUCCCCUUCAAAAAAGUGGAUAAUUACCAAUCAGCUGUUAAAUCUUCUCUCUCUAUCGCUCUCUCUCUCUCUCUCUCUCUCUCUAUUUUACUCAUCAAUUUUUUGCUUCUUCUUCUCUCUAACAGUAACUUGUUUUUCUAACUGUUCUUUUCUCUUUCUUGUUCUUCUUCUUGUCCUGUUACAAUAAUUCUUUAACUGUGAUUAACCUUCUCUCUCACAAUUGACCUGACUAAUUGUGCUAAUCUCUUGUCUUAAUCUAUUCUCUCACUGUUAAUCUAAACAAGAAGAAGAAACAACAACAACAACAAAUUCUCUCAGUUAAUUAUCCCUUUUUCUCUUUGCUGUUUUACAAGAGAAAAGAACAGAAAAUUUGUAAUAUAUUCUCUUUCCCUCUUUCUUUUUCUCUUUCUUUUGGUAUCACCUUCUUUCUUUUAGGUUAACCAGAUUUGUUCUAUUCUCUUUUUCUUUUUUCUUCUUUUUUUUUCUCUUUUGACUUUUCUAUUCUAUUUGCUCUCUUCUCCUUCUCACACCAAGAACACCAAUUAAUCCAGCAACUAUACAAAUCUAAUAAUUAUUUAUGUGAUUAAGAUGAUCAAUUAAUUGUUUACAUAAUCAACAAAUAUACACAUGAAUGUGUAUAUGUGCCUAUGUGUUUGUGUCUCCAUGAAAGUCAAUUAGUCUAAAUCAUCAACAACAAUUACAAGAAGAUAUUUAAGAAGUGAACAACAAAUUAAGUCUGGUUAAUUUGAUUAUGCUGGAUUCAAGAAUAAUGUUUAAUCAACCAUUAACAAUUAAAUUAACGCAAACAUCAUCAACAAUAAACACCAUUGCCAUUGAUAUUUUCUAUGUGCUACUAUUAUAUGUUACCUUCAAUCAACAACAACAACAUCAACAAGAACAACAAGUUAACCAUCAACCAUUUGAAAAGAAAAAAAAUCAACCAUUUUUUUCCCUAUUCUCUAUGACAUUGACUUCUCUGUUGAUGAUUACCAGUUGGAUUAUAAGUUACAGAUGAUCCUAGUGUGUUAAUAUAAAUACUUUUUUCAUUAUAAUUGUUAACUUUUUCUCUCUCAUUUACUUUGAUUAUACUUUUUUUUUUGCUUCUUCCUUCAUCACAUUGAACACACACACACACUCAAAUAUAUAUAUAAAUCUACAUACAUUAUCUAUGAACACGAAUGUUUAUUGUGACAACAAUCAACAAUUAAGGCUCUUAAUUUCGUUGUAACUGUUAAAUUUUGUUUUUCUCUUUUCAAUUUGGUUAAUUGACAAACUAUUUACUGCUACUUUUGUUGACUUUGGUGUUAUUGUUUUUACUCUUUUGCUGUUGGCAUCAGAAAACCUUAACCUGUCUGUUUAUCAGAGCUUCUAAUCGGAUAUUUUUCAUGGUAAACAACAUUAUAAUAUAAAAAAACUGUCUGAAUCCUGUUAUUGGUCUCGAAACAAUUUAAAUUAAUUAACUUCCAUUGAUUAUAUAUAAAAAUUUAUAUAUACAUUAUAUUAUAAGAAAACUAAUUCGCCAAACAUUUUUCUUUAAAAGUGACAUAGUUUGGGAUUGAUUGACAAUUACAAUUGUGAUUAUAUAACAAUCAACAGACAAAAAGCACCACCAGAUUUCACCAAAGACUAACGAUAAUCAAAGACGAAAUCAGAACUUAUUACUUUUCCCAUUGAAACAAUUGAAGAAAAUUAAAGAAUCAAAUUGGAAUCAAUUAAUCAGUACCAUGGGAAAAUCACUUCUGUAAGCGGCCUAUUAACACGUAGAAACGGAAAACGUCCAAACACAACAAUUAAGAGGAAAUUUCGAACUAUUAAUUUCUGCCUACCUGAAAAUUUAUUCUUCUCUCUCUCUCUCUCUCUUUCGUGGUGAUAGUUUUGUUCCGUACCCACAACAAAAGUGAUAACUGUUGAUCGUCCAUCAUCCGAAAACCUAAUUGUGAUAAUUAUAGACACGAAAAUUUAAAACAAGAAUAAGUGAUCAUCGGAUAUUUAAAGCAGUUAAAAAAAGCUACUUUUUUAUUUCUACCUAAAGGUCACCAAUAGAAGAAAAAAAAAGUUUCGGAUUAUCUUUUCAUUUUUGGUUUUCUAUCCAUUAAUCGGAUAACCCAUUUAGACUUUUAAUCCGUUUUCUCUCUCUCUCUCUUUCUUUUUCUCUUUCUCUCGAACAAACCUGAUUGGUGACCUCAAGUGACCAUUUGACUUUGCCUCUUUUCUCUCUCUCGACUCACUUUUUGCCUUUAAUUUUUUCUCUUCCAUAGAAACUCUUUAACACCCCUAGACCCUUUCUCUCUCUCUCUUUCUCUUUCUCUUUCUCAUAAACUCACUAUCUCCUUCUUCCCCCUCAUCUCCCUCGCAUCCGAGUGACCAACACAUAGGAAGAGAGAGAGUAAAAUUUAUCAUUCUCAUUGUCUUUGCUCAACGAUCAAGACUAAUUGUUAACCACUUCAUCCAUAGGACAACAAAGUUUAAUUUUUAUAUUUAUCACUUGCUUACCCUUUGGUUUCUCAUCAUAAUAAUACAAAACAAUCAUCAUCAUCAUCAUCAUACAUCAUCAUAACUGUUGAACUUAAUCAUCUUCAUUCAAUCAACACCAACAAUAAUAACAACAACAUCAUCAACAAAAUAUAUCAAUUGUGUCACCAAUUUAACCUUAACCACAUAUUUUAUACCUUUUAUUUUUGUUCUCACUCUGUGUAAAUUUGUAUCACUCUCACUCUCACUCUCUCUCUCUCUUUCUCGCUCCCUGUUCAAAUUACUUUACCUCUCUCACUCUCUCGUUGACAAUAAUUUAUUCUGUUAUUACAAUCAUCAUGCCUGUUGUUACUCUUGAUGAUUUUGAAAUUCUAAAAGUUCUUGGAACCGGUGCUUACGGUAAAGUAUUUUUAGUGCGUAAAACAAAUGGCGUCGAUGCUAAUCAAUUAUAUGCAAUGAAGUCCAUUAAAAAAGCAACCAUUUUAUCAAAGCCAAAAACACUGGAACACACACUGACCGAACGAAAAGUGCUUAAAAUUGUCUCAUCAGCGCCUUUCUUUGUCACCCUUCACUAUGCCUUUAAAUCAUCAGAUCGUCUUCAUCUUAUACUUGACUAUGUUAAUGGUGGCGAAAUGUUCACCCAUUUAUAUCAACGAGAUCGUUUCACUGAGUCAGAGGUUCGUAUUUAUAUCGGUGAAAUUGUUCUGGCUCUUGAAUAUCUUCAUCGCAACAAUGUAAUCUAUCGAGACGUGAAACUUGAAAACAUUUUACUGGACAGAGAUGGACACAUUGUCCUUACUGAUUUUGGAUUAUCCAAGGUUUUUGAUCCUCAAGCAAAGAUUGUCCGAACUUAUUCUUUUUGUGGAACCAUUGAGUAUAUGGCACCUGAAGUGGUUCGAAAUUGUAAUUUUGGCCAUGAUUUUGCUGUUGAUUGGUGGUCAGUAGGUGUACUCACCUAUGAACUUCUUACCGGUGCCUCGCCUUUCACCAUUGACGGUGGUAAAAAUGCUCAAAUCGAUAUCACCACAAGAAUAUUAAAAACUCAACCUCCCAUUCCCAACUAUAUGUCAUCAGCUGCCAUUGAUUUUAUCUCUAAACUUUUGGCCAAAGAUCCUAUUGAACGUCUUGGUACUGGUCGUUAUGGUGCUCGUGAGGUGAAACGACACCCGUUCUUCCAAGGACUAGAUUGGGAAGGACUUGCAAGUAAAAAGAUUCCCGCUCCCUUUAAACCUCGAAUCAACGGUGAAAUGGACACUUCCAAUUUUUCCGACGAAUUUACUACCAUGUCACUGGUUGAAUCUCCUUGUGCAACGCCUCCAAAUGCCGAUGAAUCAUUUGCAGAUUUUGAUUAUACCUCACCCACUAUUCUUAACGCCAAUGUUUACCAUAGUGGUGUUAAUGAAGACGACGAUGAAGAAGAAGAAGAGGAAGAAGAGGAGGAAGAAGAUGAAAUCAGUGAUGAAGAGGAUGACGAAGAAGAAAUAACAAAUGAUCGUAUAGUAGAUGACGAAGAUACUCAAUCGAUAUCGGAUGGAGGUGAAAAUGAAGAAAUUGAAGAAACCGAGGACGAAGCAAGAACUGUAGAAAUGGAUUCGGAUGAAGAGAUAGAAAUCGAAAGAACCAAAGUAUGUGAAGACGAUGAGGAAGAAGAAGAAUCAGAAGAGGAAGAUGCAGAUGAAGAGGAUGAAGAAGAAGAAGAAGAAGAAGAAGAAGAAGAGGAAGAGGAGGAAGAAGAUGAAAUCAGUGAUGAAGAGGAUGACGAAGAAGAAGAAAUAACAAAUGAUCGUAUAGUAGAUGACGAAGAUACUCAAUCGAUAUCGGAUGGAGGUGAAAAUGAAGAAAUUGAAGAAACCGAGGACGAAGCAAGAACUGUAGAAAUGGAUUCGGAUGAAGAGAUAGAAAUCGAAAGAACCAAAGUAUGUGAAGACGAUGAGGAAGAAGAAGAAUCAGAAGAGGAAGAUGCAGAUGAAGAAGAGGAUGAAGAAGAAGAAGAAGAAGAAGAAGAGGAGGAGGAUUAUGAUGACGAAGAGCAAUAUCAAGGGGGCGAAGAAGAUGAAGAGGAAGAUUAUCAAGGUAAUUGCCAAGAUCAAACUCCUGUUAUGUUCUACAUUCCAGAAGAUGAUGAGGAAGAUGAAUGCGAAAGAAUAGAAAUUGAAGCUUGUGAUAAUUCUGAUCAUCAUCGUUAUGCUCAUACUUUUAUGGCCUCACCAAUGAUGCUGAUGGAUCCUGAUACAACUCUAAAUUCAUCAAGCUCAACAUCAGCCUCACAGCGUAUUGUCGAUAUUUUUGGUUCACCACUUUCAUCAUCAUCAUCAACAUCAUCAUCAAACAGUUCAUCAAUAGAUGAAUCAACCGUUAGUGCACUUUCACCCGCCUCCGAACGCCUUUCAAAUGCCUUUAAUGGUGAUUUAAGCUCAGCAACAAAUUUACAUUCCUCUAAUCCGCGCUCAUCAACACCCGCCGUCUCACCUGUUGACUGCAAUACAACUGGAUCUCUACCACUCUCAGAAUCUUUCCUGGCCAAUCAUCGAGCGGUCAAGCGUCUAUUUGAUUCCUCCCUCUCCUCCUCUUGCGAAGAGGAAAAGUGCAAUCAAGUCAAAAAGACAAAAGUGUUAAAUAAUAGUUGUAAUCUAACUAAUGUAUUCUUGUUUUCAUCCAACACUCCCUUUCUAUCAUCCCAAUACUGAUUCGCAUUCUCACUCACACAACUCACUCUCUUUCUCAUCAGUUUCUCUCUCUCUCUCUCUCUCUCCCUUCCAAGCAAAAUUGACGCAUCAUUUUCUCCAUCCUCAUCAUCUCAUUAUAAUUUUUUUUUCUUCUCUCUUCUCUUUCUCUCUUUCUCUCUCUCUCUCUCUUCUAAUUUAUUCACAUUCUAAUCAUUUCGAUGUUUUUACCAUAUUCAUCCACACACAAACUCUCACCUAUUUUUUUGUCAAAUUUUGGUUAUAUACAUAAAUUAAUUUACCCUAUUUCCUUUUCCUCUCUAAUCAUCAUCAACAAAAACAAAAUAUGUUACAUUAUUUGUCCAUUAAUUAUCCCCACCCCACAAAACCUAAAAAUUUUUGACUUUUACAGAAACUUUAAAGAAAAACAAUUGAAUCAAAACAAUAAAAAUAUAUAAUAGCAAA
This is a messenger RNA of Panonychus citri (citrus red mite), 5882 nucleotides long. RefSeq lists its product as uncharacterized. Gene Ontology annotation, biological process: protein phosphorylation; regulation of DNA-templated transcription. The record is from RefSeq and is a predicted model, not a curated record. Gene Ontology annotation, molecular function: protein serine/threonine kinase activity; ATP binding. NCBI's taxonomy places the organism in Eukaryota, Metazoa, Arthropoda, Arachnida, Trombidiformes, Tetranychidae. Bases 3093 to 5441 code for a protein of 782 amino acids. The transcript is spliced from 5 exons.